GUAGAAUCAGUCAAAUAAGUACAACACAAAUAAGAUAUAUUUAAUAAAUAUCUAAGAAUAUUGUUUAUCUCGCAAAUAUAUUUUAAAAUAACAAUUUUUACGAUGUCGGGAAAUGUGGAUUUUAAUCUGCUUAACUUCCAAUCAUAUGAGGAUUACCUGAAUUCGUUCAUUAAAAAAGAGGAGUAUAGAUAUCUGUCGAGUAUGCAACCCAUUAGAAAGUUGGUGAAACUCGGCUAUCGCUGCACCGCCAAAGUAUACGAAGAGCAUGAAUUUUACCAAUUACGAAAACAAUUGCACGACCAUAUCAGUCCAAAGGUCUUAUCGAGCGUCCUCUAUGGUAGUUACUUUAAAGGUACCGAUGCUGCCUUACAAGCCUUGGUGGACCGUGAGGAAGCCAAUUUGUUACAGAAAUUAUCUACCAUUAUCUUUCUGCAGGUGCGGCAGCGAAGCGGCUUCGACAUAUGCGGCUAUAUAGACUAUGAGAAGAGUUUGCGCGACUUCACCUUAAAGUUGCCCGAUCGCACCAAUUGGAGGGCCGUCUUUGAGGGUCGAGCUAAGCUGCGCCCGAAGCCAAGCGACUUAAGUUUUUUCGACUGGCACAGAAGUAUCCUAUGUUAUAAUGAUACCUAUAAUUACGAAACCGUGCGUGGCAGCAAUACUUUAAUGUUCAAGCAUAAGGCCGACCACAAGCUUAUUCCGGUAACCGAUAAGCCCAAUCCGCACUCUGACAAUGUUAAUCGACUUAUGAUUCCCUCCGAAAUAUAUGGUUAUAUUAUUUUAUAUGAUCACACUUUAAGAUGA
This is a messenger RNA of Drosophila montana, 801 nucleotides long. Its product is annotated as cilia- and flagella-associated protein 299-like. Bases 103 to 801 code for a protein of 232 amino acids. NCBI's taxonomy places the organism in Eukaryota, Metazoa, Arthropoda, Insecta, Diptera, Drosophilidae. The record is from RefSeq and is a predicted model, not a curated record. The transcript has 2 exons.